Molecule: messenger RNA, 2206 nt
Organism: Mercenaria mercenaria
Lineage: Eukaryota; Metazoa; Mollusca; Bivalvia; Venerida; Veneridae
Product: solute carrier family 23 member 1-like
Exons: 12
Coding region: 10-2061 (683 amino acids)
Biological process (GO): transmembrane transport
Cellular component (GO): membrane
Molecular function (GO): transmembrane transporter activity
Source: RefSeq, a predicted model, not a curated record
ACGCUCAAAAUGAUAAUGCACGCGUCAACCGACGAAGGUGAACAAAGCGUACGGAGUGACGUAACACGUCGAUCAUCUGGAACGGUGAGCAAUAGCGUAACUGAUGUCAGUUGCGUACCUGUGUCAAAUGAGCUUAUCAAUAACGAGAACAACACGCAGGAUUCUAGGAAAAGGAAUUCUACUGCAAUAGGGAGUGGGACAACUGCAACUUAUAGAAGGUAUUCGGUGGCUUCUCUACAACUCUGGGCACCAUCAAUGACGGGUAGUAAUUCUAUUUCGGAGGGUAAACAUGAGCUGGACACAGACAAAACUGAUGUUGAAUUUGAAGAAGAGUGCCCUAUACUCUACAAGAUCACUGAUUCACCUCCAUUCUAUCUUACUGUCUUCUUUGCAAUCCAGCAAAGUCUUAUAUCAAUCGCUGGGUCAAUCAUUCUUCCACUGUUGGUUGCCGAAGCUGCCUGUGCCUUAGAAGACGGCGUGUUCAUUAGGAAACUUGUAGGUUCUACCUUAUUGUUGUCUGGUAUAACAACAUUUCUUCAAGUGAAUUUUGGAAUUCGGCUUCCAGUUUACCAGGGACCAUCCGGAUCUUAUGCUGUACCGAUCAUUGCGCUGAAUAAAAUGGAUUCAAGCAGAUGCGAUAUCCACACUAUGUUUCCGGGAGUGUUGAACUCAACAUCAAGCAAUGUCACUGAAGCUGAUCUACAAACGCAGUUGAUUGACAUACGCGUCAGAGAGAUGAUGGGGCCUUUGAUUCUGGCUGGAUUUCUCCAUUGUCUAAUCGGUGCCACUGGUCUAGUUGGCAUGUUGCUACGGUUUGUUGGACCAAUAACCAUCGUACCGACCAUUCUUCUGAUAGGCCUAUACAUUGUCAAACCUGCAAUGGUGUAUACAGAGGUUCACUGGGGCAUAUCUUUUAUGACAUGGGCAAUAGGUGUGAUUUUAUCCAUGUAUCUAGGACAUAGACCAAUGAUUAUACCUGUAUGGACAAGAAGGAAGGGGUUCCAUACCAUACGAUAUCCUCUUCAUCAAGUAUUUGCUAUUUUGAUUUCAAUUUUGAUUGGAUGGGCAGUUUGUGGUAUAAUGACGGCAGCUGGUGCAUUCCCAACAGACAAAACCAAUAUACAAUACAAGGCUCGCACAGACGCUCGUGCAGAUGUUAUAUAUGAAUCUGAAUGGUUCUACUUACCCCAUCCAGGACAAUUUGGACUUCCCUUGUUCAGUGUUAGCGCAAUUGUUGGAUUCCUUAUUGCAACCAUUACCUCAAUACUUGAUUCUAUUGGGGAUUACUACGCAACUGCAGCUAUAUGUAGGGUUCCCCCACCACCUAGUCACGGCGUUAAUAGAGGUAUAGCAGUAGAGGGAUUUUGUAGCAUGAUAUCUGGGUUUUUUGGCGUAGGACAUGCAACUACAACGUACGGCGGUAAUAUCGGGGCUAUUGGGAUGACCAGAGUGGCUAGCCGUCAUGUGUUUAUUACAAUGUCUGGUAUUUAUAUUGUGCUGGGAGUACUUGCCAAAGUGUCUGCAGUAUUUAUCAGUAUACCAUACCCUGUACUCGGAGGCAGUAUCAUCACAAUUAUUGGUGUGUUUGUUGGCGUGAAUUUAUCUAAUUUAAAAGUGAUAGAUUUGUCAUCUACAAGAAAUCUGUCAAUCAUUGGGACAGCAGUGUUUGUUGGUCUUCUUGUACCAAGCUGGAUGGAGAAAAAUGGAAGUGCAAUUGAUACAGGGAUUCGUGAUUUAGAUCAAGUGAUCAUGAUGUUUCUUGGAAAUCCAAACUUCUUGGGCGGGUUCAUAGCCUGUUUUAUGGAUAAUACGAUUCCAGGGACUGACAAAGAAAGGGGUAUAGCUGCUUGGAAAAAACCUGAAUCCCUGGAUACCUCGAUGCAUUACAUAGAAGGAAAAGAGGUUUAUGAACCACUUAUUCCAGAAUGUUUAAAGCGUCAAAGAUGUUUGAGGUUUAUACCAAUAUUUCCGAAAUAUAGUAGGGGAAAUGUAAAGACGAACGGAAAACGUAACGAAGGUUAUGCCGAGGACGGUAUAGAUGAAAUGAACACAAACAUUUGAGUUAUUGGAAAGUAUCCAUGAAAUGUGAUUGAUAAAAAUGUGUAAUAAAUUGUACAUAGAAAUUUAACUUUUGAAUUAUAAAAUGUUUAUACAAUCGAGUUGUGUUACUAUAUGAAAUUUGCCAAGUAAAGGGUACUUACUUCUA